Toxotes jaculatrix (banded archerfish) is the source of this 2139-nucleotide messenger RNA. It is a transcript of the gene nrg2b, whose product is annotated as neuregulin 2b. Gene Ontology annotation, molecular function: signaling receptor binding. Gene Ontology annotation, biological process: intracellular signal transduction; animal organ development; nervous system development. The record is from RefSeq and is a predicted model, not a curated record. The transcript has 12 exons. Lineage: Eukaryota; Metazoa; Chordata; Actinopteri; Toxotidae. The coding region runs from base 1 to 2139 and encodes 712 amino acids.
AUGAGGCUUGAUCCAGUGCAUUUCUCCAUGCUGGUCAUCGGGGUCUCCUUCGCCUGUUACGCCCCGAGUCUCAACUCCCUCCAGGACCAGGCGUACCGAUCAGCCGUGGUCAUCGAGGGCGAGGUGCGCUCCUCCCCGGAGAACGUCUCCUCCCGGGAGCCCUACAGUGUGAAUGUCAAAGUGCUGGACGUGUGGCCCGUCAACAGCGGCGGCCUCGAGAGGGAGCAGCUCGUGACCGUCGGGGACUUCGGUUCCGAGGCCCCGUGCACCACGGUGGAGAAGGACCACAGAUAUAUCUUUUUCAUGGACCCGACCGCCGAGCCCUUGGUAUUCAAGGCAUCGUACGCCCCUGUGGACGCCAGCGAGCCGGAGCUGAAGAAGGAUGUGGAGAGAGUGUUGUGCGAGGACUGCGCCUCUGCUCCUAAGCUCCGGCUGAUGCGAGGCCAGUCUCUGAUGGAAGGGGACAAGCUGUACUUGAAGUGUGAGGCGUCGGGGAAUCCCAGCCCUUCCUUCCGCUGGUACAAAGAUGGACACGAGCUUCAGAAAGGCAGAGACCUCAAAAUAAAGACCAACAAAAAAAACUCAAAGGUGCAGAUCAGUCGUGUCCGUGUUGAAGAUUCUGGCAACUACACAUGUGUGGCUGAAAACUCGCUAGGACAAGAAAACGCCACGAGUAUAAUCAGCGUGCAGAUCUUGACCACCACCACCCUGUCUCCGGGUGUGAGUCACGCGAGGCGCUGCAAUGACUCUGAGAAGACCUACUGCGUCAAUGGAGGAGACUGUUACUUCAUACAUGGUAUUAACCAGCUGUCCUGCAAGUGUCCCAAUGACUAUACGGGGGACCGCUGUCAAAACUCCGUCAUGGCCGGUUUCCACAAGCUUCUCAGAAUUGAAUUUAUAGAGGCUGAGGAGCUCUACCAGAGGCGGGUGCUAACGAUCACAGGCAUCUGCGUGGCGUUGUUGGUGGUUGGCAUCGUUUGUGUGGUGGCCUACUGCAAAACCAAGAAGCAGAGGAAGAAGAUGCAUAGUCACCUACACCAGAACCAGAAUCAGUGUUUGGAGCAACCCAACCGCAUGCUGGCCAACGGGCCCAACCACCCUGGGCCUGGUCCUGAGGAGAUCCCCAUGGUUGAUUACAUCUCCAAGAGUGUCCCUACGACAGAGUGUGUGAUCAGCCACGGUGCUGAGGGUGCAGGCAACUACGCAGGCAGCCGAAUGUCGACCCGCUCCCACCACUCUACCACUGCCUCACAUGCUUCCAGACACGAGGAGCAGACGUGGAGCAUGGAGCGAACAGAGAGUAUGAACUCAGACUGCCAGUCAGGUGGGCUGUCCAGCUCUGUGGGAACCAGUAAGUGCAGCAGCCCAGCAUGCAUGGCGAGGAGGGCUGCCCACUGGGGCUGUGCGGACACGUCUGGACCGGGGAUGCAGUACGGGGACUCUUAUGACUCUCUAAGAGACUCACCUCACAGUGACAGGUACGUGUCGGCGCUGACCACGCCAGCGCGCUUGUCUCCAGUGGAGUUCCACUACCCCCCGUUGCCACCCCAGGUGCCCACCUUCCAGAUCACCUCGCCCAACACAAGCCACGCCCUCUCCCUGCCCCCUGCUGCUGCUGCCUACAACAGAGAUGACGACCAGCCGCUGCUACGAUGCCCUGAUGAUGGAAGUUUAUACAGGCAGCCUCGGCGUCCGCGGCGACCCUACCUGACGGAGAGCACAGGGAGUCUACCGUCCAGCCCCUACCGUCUCCCUGACGAUGAAGCCUACGAGACCACGCAGGAGUACGCCUCAUCACGGGAACCCAUCCGGAGCCGGCGCCGCCGGCGACGCAACCGCCUCAACGGACACAUCUCCCAGCGUUCAGCGGGCCUACGGGACUACAGCUCACAGAGCUUCAGCCAGUCAGAAGACGAAGAGGAGGAGGAGGAGGAAGAGGAUGCUCAAGGGGAGAGCACACCUUUCCUUAGUAUGCAGAACAUGAACGUGGACCCGCCCUUAACGGUCCCGGGUUUUCGUUCGUCAUCCGGUGCGGACACACGGACUCACCGCGGGCUGAGUCGGCCGGGGACACGCAGCAACGGGCAGAGCCGCGGCUCCCAGUCGCAGCGCUACAAGGCUGACAACAUGCCCCUUUAA